This is a messenger RNA of Penicillium cinerascens, 1024 nucleotides long. Its product is annotated as class I SAM-dependent methyltransferase. The transcript has 2 exons. Bases 89 to 1024 code for a protein of 311 amino acids. The record is from RefSeq and is a predicted model, not a curated record. Lineage: Eukaryota; Fungi; Ascomycota; Eurotiomycetes; Eurotiales; Aspergillaceae. Gene Ontology annotation, biological process: ubiquinone biosynthetic process. Gene Ontology annotation, molecular function: methyltransferase activity.
GUCUUCGCGGCAUCUCGCGAGGCCGAAAAGUUCCCCCGUCGAUCCUAUCUCCAACUUGCAGCGUCCACCUAUUCAAUUGCCCAGCAUCAUGUCGUCCCGUUCCGCCUGGCGAGCACUGCACCACAGUGCCAAGCGCCGUGCUUUCCAACCAGCUACUCCCUACCGCUGCUUCUCCUGCACCCGCCGAGCCCAGGACCAGCCCAAGUCCGAGCAGGACCGCAUGACACACUUCGGCUUCACCAAUGUGCCUGAAUCCGAGAAGGAGUCGCGAGUGGGCGCCGUUUUCAGCUCCGUCGCAUCUUCCUACGACACAAUGAAUGACCUGAUGUCUCUGGGCAUCCACCGCCUGUGGAAAGACCACUUCGUGCGCUCUCUGAACCCCGGCUCCCCUCUCCCAGCUGGCCCCCACCGCAAGGGAUGGAACAUCCUCGACAUCGCCGGCGGGACCGGCGACAUCGCCUUCCGCAUGCUCGACCACGCCACAAACAUCAACCACGACAUUGAGACCCGCGUGACAAUCAGCGACAUCAACGCCGACAUGCUAGCCGAAGGCCGCAAGCGAUCCGUCCAAACCCCCUACUACAACACGUCGCGACUGGACUUCGUCGAAGCCAACGCCGAGCACAUGCCGCAUAUCCCAGAUGCGUCGGUGGAUCUGUACACCGUUGUCUUUGGGAUCCGCAAUUUCACGGAUAAGCAGGCUGCGCUGAACGAGGCGUUCCGUGUUCUCAAGCCCGGUGGUGUUUUUGCGUGCAUGGAGUUCAGUAAGGUGGACAACCCUGUCUUUGAUGCUAUCUACAAGCGCUGGAAUUUCAGUGCUAUUCCUAUGAUUGGGCAGCUUGUUGCUGGGGAUCGCGAUAGUUAUCAGUACCUGGUUGAGAGUAUUGAACGCUUCCCCAGUCAAGAUGAGUUCCGGGGCAUGAUUCAGAAGGCCGGGUUUAUGAUUCCUGGUAAGGGCUAUGAGAAUCUGACGGGUGGCAUUGCUGCUAUUCACAAGGGUAUCAAGCCCGUUGUGAAGGCGUAA